Molecule: messenger RNA, 1303 nt
Organism: Aspergillus nomiae NRRL 13137
Lineage: Eukaryota; Fungi; Ascomycota; Eurotiomycetes; Eurotiales; Aspergillaceae
Product: cysteine-rich secreted protein
Exons: 2
Source: RefSeq, a predicted model, not a curated record
AGAGCGACGAAUCCAGCUCAGUCAACUGCAGAGCUCUAACAAUCAUCAUCUCAAAACACAGUUUCAUCAGCAAUACCACUCUUUGUUCUUCAAAAUGAAGCCUUCUCAACUCAGCCUGCUGGUCCUUUUCUUCCAGGCCUCUUCCAUUCAGGCCAAGAUGUUCAAGAAGAAUGUCCCGACAUUCGAAGUUGGCCCCGAUGUGGUCAUCACCGACAACAAGAUCGAGUACGAUGACCCCGACUGCGAGCCCGGGUUUACCUGCAGAACAAGCAAGACCUGUGCCGCACCGGGUGCCGUUCCCACUCUCACCAGCGACAAGAAAUAUUUUGCCUGCUGCUUGAAGGGACUGAACCUUCUGGGUAGCCCCGAGACAGCAUUCGACUGCUGUGCCGAAGGCCACGACCUUGCUGGCUCCGGCGAAGUUGGCUAUAGGUGCUGCCCAACUGGGCAGAUCUAUGACGGCCUGAUCUGCAAGCCGGUAUGUGAGAACGGCAAAGUCCUUGUCGACGGCAAGUGUGUCUGUCCAAAAGACACGGUCGAAGGCCCGGACGGGGCCUGCCAUAAGCAAGUCUGCACCUCCGGAUUAACAUCUGGAAAAUGCUACACCUUCACCGCGCCCAACGGCAACACCCUAGGCUCCGGCGCCGACGGAAUCUACUACGCCAAACCCGACGACAUGAACUUCCACUACGGUAAAUUCCAGCUGUGUCUUGACGAGAAGUGUGAAGGGGAUCUGCCCGUCAACCCCCAGGACGGAGUGUACAUCCGAGACCUAUACGGCGACGUCAAAACCGGCGCCAACAAGGGCCAAUGGCUCAACAACGCAAAGGACGGCGCCCACAUCGGCAAGACCAAGGACUUUGCUUCAGCCGGCAAAUUCUCUUUGAGCAAGUGGCCAUGCGGAAAGUACUGUCUCGGAGGCGUCGAGUGGGGUGUCGGUCCCGCUUGUCCUUCUCUGACGCCUGCCAUUACUUUCUUUUCGCAAGAUCCGCAGAUGUGCACGGCCUUCGAUCUCACGGAGAUUCCGUGCGAUAUCAAGGCACCUGUCAAUAACUGUAUCUGGAAGAGUGGAAGGAACCAGUGCUGUGGUAAGGUUGAUUGUAGCCUGUGAUUGGCAUCAGUAGUAUGACUUGCAUCCUGGUGUAGGAGGAUGGGGGUAUAAUUUGGUGAUUUAGUCUGGGUUUUGAUAGUAGUGAUAGUGGUAGUUAGCUACUGGACUAGAAAUUGAGGACACUGGCUUUAUUAUUAUUAUUAUUUUUUUUUUUUACAUAACUCUCCUAUAACUCAACCAAAAGAAACAAGU